Messenger RNA from Leptosomus discolor (cuckoo roller), 997 nucleotides. NCBI's taxonomy places the organism in Eukaryota, Metazoa, Chordata, Aves, Leptosomiformes, Leptosomidae. The record is from RefSeq and is a predicted model, not a curated record.
GACAAGCACUGGAUUCUACAAAAACAUUGUCAAAGUUCAGAAGCAUGUAACAUUUAACCAAGUGAAAGGAAUCUUUGGCUUUACAGACAGUGAUUGCAUUGGAAAGAUAAGCUUUCCGGCUAUUCAAGCUGCUCCAUCCUUCAGUUCAUCAUUUCCACAGAUCUUCAAUGGCAAGGAGAACAUUCAGUGUCUUAUCCCAUGUGCUAUUGAUCAGGAUCCUUAUUUUAGAAUGACCCGGGAUGUAGCACCUAGAAUUGGACAGCCUAAACCAGCCUUACUGCACUCAGUCUUCUUCCCAGCCCUGCAAGGAGCACAGACAAAAAUGAGUGCUAGUGACCCAAACUCCUCCAUCUUCCUUACUGAUACACCCAAACAAAUCAAGACAAAGAUUAACAAGCAUGCCUUCUCGGGAGGCAGAGAUACUAUUGAAGAGCACAGGAAGUACGGAGGUAACUGUGAUGUUGACGUGUCUUUUAUGUACCUAACUUUCUUCCUUGAAGAUGAUGACAGGCUUGAACAACUGAAGCAGGCAUACACAAGCGGGGAAUUGCUCACAGGGGAGCUGAAGAAGGUUCUUAUUGAAACAUUGCAGCCCUUGGUAGCAGCUCAUCAAGAGAGACGGAAGCAGGUCACAGAUGAAAUGGUGAAGCAAUUCAUGACUCCACGGAAGCUAGCUUUUGAAUUUUGAAGAAAUGCUUCUGUAACUUACCACUUGAAAAAACAAAACUGAGUAAUUGUUGUCUUCUGUUACAUGUCAUUACUCCCUAGUUAUGCACAGCCUGCAAUCAGUGCUUUAUAAAUUCUGCUUUUAAUGAGUUAAUUAUGAUGAACGUCAGAGUACAGGAAAAGUUUAAAAUAGGACCUGUAUCCUUGUAUAGGACUUUAAAAUCAGAAUAUACGAGACAGAAUUGCCCCAAUCUUGCAGAAAAGCAUGUCUGUCAGCACAGCACUGUAUUUUAUUGUAUUUCAUGUUGAAAAUAUAAAUAAAACUUUCAUU